AUGAAGUCAGGGAGGAUCACACUCUCCAGAGCUCUCUGGCUGCCCAUGCUAGUCCUGGCUGUGCUCGUUGUUGAAAGCUCUCUCCCUGAGGACUUAAUUUUUCACCCAGAGUGGGGUUUUGAGUCAUUCGAAAUAACUAUCCCCAAGAAACUGAGUUUCAGGGCACAGCAGAAGAGUGUGACCGGGCACGAGUCCUACCUCCUGAAGUUAAAAGGCAAGAAUCACGUCCUCCACUUGCGGCCCAAAAGGUUUUUGUUGCCCCGGCAUCUGCAGGUUUUCUCCUUCACGGAACAGGGGGACCUUCUAGAGGAUCACCCUUAUAUACCCAACGUCUGCAACUAUAUGGGUUCCGUGCAAGAAUCUCGGGAAUCUGAAGCCACCGUGAGUACGUGCAUGGGGGGUCUGCGAGGCAUCCUGAAAAUUGAUGAGGAACUCUACCAAAUCGAGCCCCUCAAGGAUUCUCCCAGGUUUGAGCAUGCUGUGUAUGUCCUGAAUAAGGAACAUUUGAACAACUGGACUUGUGCCUUCACUAAUACUGAAAAAGCAGUGCAAAUGGCCCAGAAUGAGGAAAUCACAAGGCUGAGGGAAGUUUAUGACACCUCCAUGCACCCCAAGUAUUUGGAAUUGUAUCUUUUAUUUUGUCAUGAGAGAUACUUGUUUGUAAAAAGUAAUGUAACUCAAGUCAUAAGUGAUGCCAUUAUUGUGACUUCAAUUAUAGACACCUAUUAUCAAGACCUUGAUUUGAGGGUUAAUUUACAAGCCCUUGAAAUAUGGACUGACAGGCAGAAAGUUAGACCCUAUCUAAAAUAUAUAUCUGCAGUUCUGGUUGAUCUUUUAGUAUACAGAGUAGAGGUCAUAAAUAAACGUAAUAACGCUGAUUGGGCACAUUUGUAUUUGCUAAGGACAUAUGAGGAUGCUUAUGGGGGAUCAUGGGGAGGAUCUUGUACGCGAACUCAUUCUGCAUCAAUAAGUUCAUUUCCAAGCAUGAAUAUCCUUGAACCUGGAACUUGGACUACUCAUGAAAUAGGCCAUAGUAUUAUCAUUCACCAUGAUGAAGACUACUGCUACUGUAAGGGUAAAACCAGUUGCAUAAUGGGCACUGGACGUACUGGAUGGAGCAAUUGUAGUUUUGUCCAUUAUUUCCGAGCCAUAAAUCAAGGGUUAACUUGCCUAAAUAAUAUCCCAGAAACGAGUUAUAGGGUGGAGACUUGUGGGAAUGGCGUUGUGGAAGACGAUGAGGAAUGUGACUGUGGUACAAGAGAAGAUUGUGAAAAAGACCCCUGCUGUCAACCUGACUGUAAACUGACUCCUGGUGCCACCUGUGGCUUUGGCCUUUGCUGUCAUAACUGUCAACUUCGGCCCUCUGGGUAUGUAUGUAGGCAGCAAGAAAAUGAAUGUGACCUUGCAGAAUACUGCAAUGGGACCUCAGGGCUCUGUCCAGAUGACACGUAUAAGCAGGAUGGAACCCCUUGUACCUAUGAAGGCCUUUGUUUUGGAAGACAGUGUCAGUCCAGGUAUUUGCAGUGCCAAAGAAUUUUUGGGCCUGACGCCAGGGAAGCACCUCAAAAGUGUUAUGAUGCAGUGAAUCUAAAGGAGGACCAAUAUGGCAAUUGUGGUCUGCAUAGAGUUGUAAUAUUUAGAAAGUGUCACGAGAAAAAUACGAUAUGUGGCAGACUACAGUGCAUAAAUGUCAGAUUGGUCCCAGAUAUGCCAGAUCACAGCUUAAUAAUUAACACUCAUCUACUGGAAGAAAACCUUAUGUGCUGGGGCACAGGCUACCAUCUUGGCAUGAGAGCUCUGGGAAUACCUGAUCUAGGUACGAUAAAUGAUGGUACCUUCUGUGGGAAGAACCAGAUAUGUUUCAACAAAAGCUGUGUUGAUGUCUCAAUUUUGCGGUAUGAUUGUUUGCCUGAGAAGUGCAACAAUCGAGGCGUUUGCAACAACAAAAAGAACUGCCAUUGCAUGCACGGCUGGGCCCCUCCAUUCUGUGAGGAGGAAGGGUAUGGAGGAAGCAUUAAUAGUGGACCUCCAGGACCCCUAGUUGAAGAGGUGCCUGCAACAGUUCAGGUUGUAUCACUUAUGUUAUUGCGUCUUAUUUUCUUAUUCAUCUCAGUGUUUGCAGUAUUUUUAGUGGGACAGAAACACAAAGUAGAAGAAAAGGAAGAGCCAAAUAUGCCUGAAGAUGAAACAUUCAAGGUCACAGAUGACACGAAACCAAUGCUGUAA
Molecule: messenger RNA, 2226 nt
Organism: Elephantulus edwardii (Cape elephant shrew)
Lineage: Eukaryota; Metazoa; Chordata; Mammalia; Macroscelidea; Macroscelididae
Product: disintegrin and metalloproteinase domain-containing protein 30-like
Exons: 1
Coding region: 1-2226 (741 amino acids)
Biological process (GO): proteolysis; male gonad development
Cellular component (GO): plasma membrane; sperm head plasma membrane; external side of plasma membrane
Molecular function (GO): metalloendopeptidase activity
Source: RefSeq, a predicted model, not a curated record